Messenger RNA from Rhinolophus ferrumequinum (greater horseshoe bat), 1559 nucleotides. RefSeq names its product leucine rich repeat containing 26 (gene LRRC26). The record is from RefSeq and is a predicted model, not a curated record. The transcript is spliced from 2 exons. Gene Ontology annotation, molecular function: transmembrane transporter binding; voltage-gated potassium channel activity; potassium channel activator activity. Bases 114 to 1421 code for a protein of 435 amino acids. Lineage: Eukaryota; Metazoa; Chordata; Mammalia; Chiroptera; Rhinolophidae. Gene Ontology annotation, cellular component: voltage-gated potassium channel complex.
GAGGAUGGGUCCAUCCCAUGUGGGGGGCACUGUAUGUGCACUAGGCUCAAUUAUCUGAGCUGGAAACUGGGGUGAGGGGCAGGGCCCACUGCGUCCUGUUCUGCGCUGCACCCAUGGUGGGUGGUGUGUGUAUGGGAGUGGGUGUGAGAUCCAGCUGUUCAGGCUUCAGCGGAUGGUGGAUUACGCAGGGGGCGAGGGCGACUUGUAGCACCGCUUCUGACGUGGAGCCAAGAGAAGCCCCGAGCUCCAAGCUCCGGACAGGUGCUGCGAGCUGGCUAAGUGCCCAGCCCCGCCCUAGGCGGGACCAGCCGCGGGACAGGAACUGCCAGCGCUCGGGCCGGAGAGUUAUUUGUACCAGCGCCGCAGGUACGGACGGCCCUCAGGGACACACGAGAAGCAGGCCUCCCACCGCGGGUCCCAAGGCUGCUCCCAUGCCGAGUCCCUCCUCUCUGUCGCGGCGCCCGCCGCCGCUGUUACUGCUGCUGCUGUCGCUGUGGUCAGUCUGGGCUCAAGUGCCCGUCGCAGCCACCCCCACGGCAACCCCGGGCUCCCCGGACUGCCCCGAGGCGUGCGCGUGCGCGCCGGGCGGCCAGGCCAACUGCUCGGGAAGAGCGCUGUCCGCGGUGCCCGUGGGCCUGAGUCGGCGCGUGCGCGCGCUGCUGCUGGACCACAACCACGUGCGCGCGCUGCCGUCCCGAGCCUUCGUGGGCUCUGACGCGCUGCGGCACCUGGACCUGCGCGAGAAUGGGCUGCGCUGGGUGCACGCGCGGGCCUUUUGGGGCCUGGGCGUGCUGCAGCAGCUCGACCUCAGCGCCAACCAGCUGGAGGCGCUGGCGCCUGGUACCUUCGCGUCGCUGCGCGCGCUGCGCGCCCUCUCGCUAGCCAACAACCGGUUGGCGCUCCUGGAACCCGCGGCGUUGGGUGCACUCCCGCUGCUGCACGCGCUCAGCUUGCAGGACAACGAGCUGUCUGAGCUCGCGCCCAAUCUGCUGGCCGGCCUGCCGUCUCUCAACGCGCUGCGCCUGCGCGGCAACCCCUGGGCCUGCGGCUGCGCGCUGCGCCCGCUCUGCGCCUGGCUGCGCCGGCACCCGCAGCCAGCGCCAGAAGCCGAGACAUUGGUCUGCGUGUCGCCGGGGCGCCUGACGCUCAGCCCCUUGACUGCCUUCUCCGACGCCGCCUUCAGCCACUGCGUGCAGCCACUCGCACCGUGGGACCUGGCGGUGAUCUACGCGCUCGGGCCGGUCUCCUUCCUCACCAGCCUGGCCACCUGCCUAGCGCUGGGCUCGGUGUUCACCGCCUGCCGCGCGCGCCGCAGGCGCCGCGCCGCCGCCAGCCGCCCACGGAGGCGACCUCUGAACUCCGACGUCGGCUGGGCCUCGCCUGCAGACCCUGGGAGCCCCGCUGCCGCCGCUCAAGUCUGAAUGGGCCGUGGCUGCCCUCCAGUCUUUCCCCUCUCCCCUGCCCUCCUUCACAGUCCCUGCAGGCGUCAACAAGCGACACAGACCGAACAUUUCGUGACAUUCUUUUAGGCAUCACCACUGCACACACCGGGUCAGGGG